Messenger RNA from Ostrea edulis (European flat oyster), 2738 nucleotides. RefSeq lists its product as uncharacterized. The transcript has 5 exons. Gene Ontology annotation, cellular component: nucleus. The record is from RefSeq and is a predicted model, not a curated record. Bases 396 to 1127 code for a protein of 243 amino acids. NCBI's taxonomy places the organism in Eukaryota, Metazoa, Mollusca, Bivalvia, Ostreida, Ostreidae.
AUAUAGAAAUUCAUUUCAAAAUUAAGGAUUAUCUUCCUCGUGCAUAUGCUCUGGCCUGGAGGUUAUAAAACUUUUACCGUACUCAUACUCAAACUCGUACUCCGUGCUCCGAGUAUGUGCUCCGUUGAGUACCGUUCUCAAAACCGAGAUUAUAAAACUCUGAGUUCGUUCUCCACUGAGUCGGGAAUUGAUGCUGUACUCAAGAACCGGUAUUGGAAAUCUUCAGACUUUUAAGGUAAGAUUGUUUUACAUGUAAACAUAAAGUACUAUAUCGGGGCCUCCUAUACACAUGCCAUACAUGUUUACAUAUUUAAAUGUCAAUACAUAACGCGUAUAACGUCACAAUAUAUCAUCGUCUGCUGUUAGCAAUUUACAAUUAGACUUAAGUAGGGAAUAUGGAGGAGAAACAAAAGAUUAAACGGAAAUGGAUGGAGAAUGAGGAAACUGCCCUCAUCCAAUAUGUUUUGGAGAGGGAGGAAGAGCUUUUUGGAGACAUGAAGGGGGCGGGAUCGAAGAAAAAGGCGGCGUUAAAGCGGGAGGGAUGGGACGAGAUAUGUCAAAUGCUAAACUCACAAUUCAUAAGUCUUCGAAGAGAGCCAGAUGAAAUUAAGAAGAAGUUCUUCAAUCUGAGGCAGAGAGCAAAGGAGAAGAUAGAUUUUAUUAAGAGAGCACUGAGAGGCACUGGAGGGGGUCCUGCUCCACCACCCUUGACAGCUGGGGAGGAAGCUGUGGCACUAUCCCUUCAGAAUAGACCGGUGGCAGGUGGAAUUGAUGGAGGGAUAGAUACGGAUGAAGCCCCUAGUACAUCUGCAGACAAUGUUGAGCCUCCUGCAGCUGAGCCUCCUGCAACUGAGCCCCCUGCAGCUGCAGCAACAUUUGAUGAGACAGUGCAUGCAGAGUGUGACAUGAUGUCUGCCAGGAAGAAGCUAAAGAAAUCAGACACAAAGGAGCAACAGAGGGCCCUGUUAGAGAACAUCAGGCUGGACAACAGGCGUCUGGAGUUGGAAAUCACAAAAUUGCAGAAUGAGUCAGAGAAACUUAUAGUGGAGACAAAUUUUUAUAAAACAAAGACUUUGUACAUUCAGAAAAAGAUGCAGAAUGAGUUUCAAAUGUCAAUAGAGUCAUAAGUAUUUAAUAUUUCCAACUUCCGUCUUUGUUAUACAUUCUUUGGUUGAUUUUAUAUCUGCUAAAUCAGUACAUGAAACUAUUAGCUACUUAGAAAGUUUAGAAUUCCUUCACAAGAAAUAUCAAAAAAUCAUAAAUUUAUUACCAUUUCCUGGGGUGUUUUUUAAUUUUAAAAAUUGUUGUCCAUCCUGAUGUUCCCUCCUCCAAUGUCAUGUCUAAUACUGCAAUUUCUGUGAUUGUCUGAUAUUUUUAAAGUUAAAAUUUUCUUUUAUAAUUAUGAAUUAAAAUAUGUUAUUUGAAAAAUAAUAUUACUUAGAUUAAAUUAGACAAAAGUUGUCUUUACUAUGAAGUAUAUGUACCACCUUAAAAAGGUUUUUUUUUUUGCAAAUUAGUUGUACACAGAUUAUAUGAAAUCAUAAUUGUCAUUACACUAGCAUAUACAUGUAUGUAAAUAUUUAUAGAAUGUGUACAGAACUUUCCAAUUUCUUUAUGUAAAUUUCCUCUCUUUUUAUACAAAACUAGACUGUAGAAAAUGUAACUUUCUUUGAGUUUUUAAAGUACAUGCACAUGUGUUUACUAUUCUAUAAUGCAUUUGGUGAAUAUCUAGUUUUUAAGCAUUUUGUAAAAGUGAUUUAAAUCAUCAUGCAUUUCUACAUAAUGAGAAAUGUAUAUCAGUGUAAGUGUACAUUUCUUAAAUUAUGAAUUAUAUCAGAUUGAAAUGUAGAGGUUUAUAUAUGUGUGAUUGUUAGAGAGUUCGAGUAGUAUUCAAGUAUUUUUACUUUAUAUAUUUUUUUUUGUAUGAUAAGUAAUAUUACAAAUACUUGUCACACAGAUGUCUGAUAUAAGUUUAUUCAGUCUAUGAUUAUAUAAGUGAUUGUUGCAUACCAUAAAUGAAUUUAUCAAUAAUAUCACAUAUUAAGUCAAUAGCAAAAUCUAAAUUCUUUAUCAAUAUAGUGCUGUUAAGGGGAAUAACUCUUGAUUGUAAACUACAUUGUAAGGUAGUUUUAAACAUUUUGUUGUAAUCUAUGUUGUGUGUGUGUGUGUGUGUGUGUGUGUGUGUGUGUGUGUGUGUGUGUGCGUGCGCGCGCUAUUGGUCCCAGAUAUUAUUUUUGGGCUGAAAAUUUAUAAAACACCUGUGUUGAACCUAAUUAAUUUAAACAAUAUUUUGUUGUGUAUAAUACAUAAAAGGAUUGGACAACAGGUGUUGCCUAUAUAAGCCCUCUCCAUACAAAUACAUGGUCAAGGUCAUACAGAUAUAGUUAUUAUGUAAUGAUAAUGAAGCAAUAUGAUAUUUUAAAAUACAUUUAUAUAUGUUUAACAUUUUCCAUUUCUCUGAUAAUUUACAGCUUGAUGUAUGAAUGACAAAUAUAAGUUAUGUAUGGGUAUAGAAAUUUACUUCACAGGAAAAAGAUAUAAACAAGUUGGUUCUGUGGUUUGAGAAUGAAACAUUUUAAGAAAUUAAACAAAUCUAUUUGUAGACAAAUAAAUAAAUUCAUGCACAAUUUUGAAAAUUGUAACAUUUUAGUUAUAACUGAGAUUAUUGUCACCAUACAAAAUAAGUUCUAAGGAUAAAGGUAAUUGUAAUUGUAGAUCAUUAAAACUUUGUAUCAGUA